GCAAGGACUCUGGCCGUCGUUCUGGCUGCAUUUGCCCAUGAGCAGCGCCAACGUCGAGGCGCAGCCGCUGCUUCCCGAGCGGACGUCGCUUCGCCAGCAGCGCGCCAUCAACUUAGGGUCCAUCUUCGUGCCUGUCUGCCUUGGCAUCAGCCUCAUCUGCGUCGGGCAGCUCGUGCUGAGCGUCGUGCACAACUCGCUCGGCAGCACAGAGACGUUCACCGAGCCCGCGCACUUCUUGUCGCCGCGGCCAUCCACGGCCAACUGCUCGCUGCAUUGGUUUGAUCAGCGCGUGGACCACUUUAGUACGCUCAACACCACUUAUGCGCAGCGCUACUACGUGCACGAUGCGUUCUGGAAGCGCAAGGCCGACGGCCAUACUGCGGACGGUCCGAUCCUUUUCUACUGUGGCAACGAGGGCGACGUGACGCUGUAUGUCAACAACACGGGCUUGAUGUGGGAAAACGCCGAAGCGCUCGGCGCAGCCUUGAUCUUUGCCGAGCACCGCUACUUUGGCGAGAGUCGCCCGUUUGGCGCGCACCAGACGCAGCACUUGGCCUACUUGACGCACGAACAGGCGCUGGCCGACUACGCUGUGCUGCUGCGGACGUUCCAGACCACGCGCAACACGUCGUCGCCCGUCAUCGCGAUCGGCGGCAGCUACGGCGGCAUGCUCGCGUCGUGGUUCCGCAUGAAGUACCCUGGCACCAUCGCCGGUGCCAUUGCAGCGUCGGCGCCGAUCCUUGGCUUCCCCGAAGGCUACCCCGAGCACUUUACGGGCGAAAAGUACUGGCAAGUCGUGACACACGAUGCAACGCCGGCGGCCGGCGCCGCGCCGACGUGCGAAGCCAACGUCCGGGCGUCGUGGCCUCUUUUGUUUGCCACGGCGCAGACAGAGACCGGUCGUCGCCAGCUGGGCGAGAUCUUUCAGCUGUGCCGGCCGCUUCGGACAGCGGCGGACGCCGAGACGCUGGCCACGGGGCUCCUCAUGGCGUGGGACACGAUGGCGAUGGGCAAUUUCCCAUUCCCAUCGAGCUACCUCACGGGCGGCGCCGCCGACCUCCCGGCGUACCCCGUCCGCGCCGCGUGCGACCUCAUGGCGGCCUCGACAAAUGCCUCGACCCUCUUGCCGGCGAUGCGGAACGCGGCCAACCUCUAUCUGAACGCCACCAAAGACGUGCCUUGCUUUGCGUGGGAUACCCUGGACUUUGACGGGCUCUGGGGCUACGUGUGGUGCUCGCAGAUGCUGCCGCAAGAGUCGUACUUUGACACGGACGGCAUCCACGACAUGUUCUGGGACCGGUCGCUCUCGUUCGAUCAAGUCGCGGCCGACUGCAAGGCGCGCUGGGGCGUGUCGCCGGACCCCGACUGGAUCCGCACCUCGUAUGGCGACCUGAAGACGAUGCUCCAAGCGACCAGCAACAUUGUGUUUUCGAACGGCGGCUACGACCCGUGGCGCGCCGGCGGCGUCCUCUCCAACCCGUGGAACCCACGCAUUGCAAUUGUCGAUAUCCCGGAAGGCGCACACCACCUGGAUCUCUUCUUCAGCCACAAGGACGACCCGGUCUCGGUGCGCCACGCCCGCCACAUUGAGCUCGACCAUAUCCGCCAAUGGAUCCGGGACUUUAACGCGUAGCUUCCGUAGCAAUAUGCAUGCGAUGAGUAGUAUCAUGAG
This is a messenger RNA of Saprolegnia parasitica CBS 223.65, 1672 nucleotides long. RefSeq lists its product as hypothetical. Bases 38 to 1633 code for a protein of 531 amino acids. Gene Ontology annotation, biological process: proteolysis. The transcript has 5 exons. Gene Ontology annotation, molecular function: serine-type exopeptidase activity; dipeptidyl-peptidase activity. Lineage: Eukaryota; Oomycota; Saprolegniomycetes; Saprolegniales; Saprolegniaceae. The record is from RefSeq and is a predicted model, not a curated record.